Molecule: messenger RNA, 1042 nt
Organism: Photinus pyralis (common eastern firefly)
Lineage: Eukaryota; Metazoa; Arthropoda; Insecta; Coleoptera; Lampyridae
Product: flocculation protein FLO11-like
Exons: 2
Coding region: 96-419 (107 amino acids)
Source: RefSeq, a predicted model, not a curated record
UAUUAAUAUUAUUGUAAGAGAAAUGUGCAUAAUUAUUUUAGUUGUUACAAAUAUAUAAGAAUCGGAGUUAUGGAUCUCUUAGUAACUUUAAGAUCAUGGUUUGCGCACUAAGUUUGUUUUUGGUUGCGAUGUGCUUAGCAUCAUCUCACGGAUUUGGUUUCUUGGGCGCUUGUAAAGAUUGCAACGAUGAUGAGGAUGAUGGUCUCUUCGAUUUUCUAGGAGAUUUCUUUUGUGAUAUAUUUUGUGAUGCUGAUGAUGAUGAUGAUGAUGCAGAAACUACUACCAUGCCAGCUAAUACUUCAACUACUACUAGCAGUUCACAGUCUGAAAGUUCUUCGUCAACAGAAACUACCUCUCCAGCUGCUUCUACAACCACUGGGUCAGAUUCCCCAUCAACUUCAACAACUGUCUCACCUUAAUUGAAUGUGCAGAAACGUGUGGGAAGUGGUGAUACAGAGUGUUUUUUAAAUUACAUAAUAAUAAUAAUAUUUAUUUAAUCCUGUUACGACAUAAAAAUGUAUAGGACAAAGUCAAAUGUGAGGACAAAUGUACAAUAAAACAGUGAAACAAGCACAGAAAUACAAUUAACGAUUUGCUAUGUACCGAGGAGCACCAGGAUCAUUUAAGAGUUUUUCAACGUUAUAGAACAUCUUGUCUAGAGACUUAGUUUACGUUUGAACGUAUGGAAGUUGUUGGCCGUUGUAAUGGUAAUUGGCAGACUAUUGAAAAUUUUAACUCCUGUAAUACUUAUAGGGACUGCACUGAUCAUUAGUUCUUCCUCGUGGGCCAUCGCAAUAAUAGAAUCCUAUUUUGAAAAGUAAGUACCUACGUUUGGGACUUUUGGCACUGAGCAUGUUGUCCUUUGGGAGUGGAAUGCUCAAAAUCAUAGUGUUUAAAGUUACCGUUAAUUGGCAGCGUUUAUUUUCCAUUGUUAGUCCGUUUGUCCGUUGGUUUACUCCAUUGUUAGUGUUUAGGGUGUGCAAUACAAAAAUCGAAAUUAUUUGUCUUCUCGCUACCAUGAUAUAAAUAAGUGUUGUUGCAA